This is a messenger RNA of Mycetomoellerius zeteki, 1081 nucleotides long. It is a transcript of the gene Set, whose product is annotated as NAP domain-containing protein SET. Gene Ontology annotation, biological process: nucleosome assembly. The coding region runs from base 124 to 1050 and encodes 308 amino acids. The transcript is spliced from 5 exons. The record is from RefSeq and is a predicted model, not a curated record. Gene Ontology annotation, cellular component: nucleus. Lineage: Eukaryota; Metazoa; Arthropoda; Insecta; Hymenoptera; Formicidae.
UUGGGUAUUCGGCCGUCGGCGUGACGAGAGCGAAGUGCGAACGCGUACCGCGUACGGCGUACGAGAAAUAAACAGAGUGCGGCGUGUAGUAGUGGUGGUGGCGAGAGCGCGCGUUUAACAACCAUGUCGUCGUCGAACAAGAAGGCCAAGGAGGAAGAUCCAGGCUCGGGCGAGGGGGACGCCCGCGAUUACGACGUCGAGAUACAGAAGACCCUCGAGGAGAUCGACGGCUGUCAGAAUCAAAUCGAUGGCCUGAACGAGAAGGCCAGCGACGAGAUCCUCGAGGUCGAGAAGAAGUAUAACAAGCUGCGCAAGCCCUACUUCCAGAAGCGUAACGACAUCAUUAAGAGGAUACCCAACUUUUGGGUCACCGCUUUUGUAAACAACAAAGAAAUAGCCGAAAUAUUAGAAGAAGACGAGGAAGAUGCAUUGAGAUUCUUAAACAAAUUAGAAGUUGAAGAAUUCGAAGAUAUCAAAUCUGGCUAUAGGAUUAAUUUUUAUUUUGAUGAGAAUCCAUAUUUUGAAAAUGAUGUUUUAACUAAGGAAUUUCAUCUAGGAUCUUCUGGAGAUCCAGCAUCUCAAAGUACAUCUAUUCGUUGGAAAGAUGGUGCGGAUUUAACAAAAAAAGCAAAAACCAAAGCACCACUGAAAGGACGUAAGAGGCCACUCAAGCACAGAUCAUUUUUUGAUUGGUUUACGGAUCACGGAGAUCCAAGCUCAGAUGAGAUAGCUGAACUUAUUAAAGAUGAUAUGUGGCCUAAUCCAUUGCAGUAUUACCUGGCUCCAGAUAUGGAAGUUGAAAAUGGUAUUGAGGGCGACGGUGAAGAAUGUGAAAGCGAAGAGGAGGAUGAAGAGGAAGAUGGUGCGGAUGAAGGUGAUGAAGGAGCAGAAGGAGAAGAGGGAGAUGACAGUAUAGUGGUAGUCGAGGAUGAUGUUGAUGAAGAUGAUGAUGAGGACGAGGCUGUGAAUGAUGAAGAUGAUGGUGUCAAUGAAGAGGAUGAUCUAUUGGACGAUGAAGGAGAUCGUGAAGAGGGAGAAGAACCUAUAUAAAGUUGGAGUUUGGUUUCUGACAUCAUACAAA